Molecule: messenger RNA, 4001 nt
Organism: Syngnathoides biaculeatus (alligator pipefish)
Lineage: Eukaryota; Metazoa; Chordata; Actinopteri; Syngnathiformes; Syngnathidae
Gene: mapk7
Product: mitogen-activated protein kinase 7
Exons: 8
Coding region: 643-3840 (1065 amino acids)
Biological process (GO): protein phosphorylation; intracellular signal transduction; cell surface receptor signaling pathway
Cellular component (GO): cytoplasm; nucleus
Molecular function (GO): MAP kinase activity; ATP binding
Source: RefSeq, a predicted model, not a curated record
UUCUUCUUCCCCCUCCAGCAUGAGACCUCCGGUGCACGCAAAACGUCUUCUUCUUCGAAUAACACCCCCUACUACGGGGUAUUUAUUACAGUAACAUCGAUUCAACGAUAAACCAGGCUGGACUGUCGAGGUUUAUGUGACAGAAUUGCUCGCAUUGCUAAACAAGGGUGAAGGCAACCGCUUUUGAGCCCCGCGAGUGUACAAUGUGGUCCGAUAGAUGGCGCUCGUGCUGCUUAAUGGCCGGCGAUCGCCGUGAAGCGACUCCGAAGAAGAAAACAAAGACAAGAAAACGGCAGACUAAUAAACAAGACACAGAAAUGCCACCGAGGGAUUAAAAAAGAAAAAAGGCUCAAUUAACACGGGUGUAGGUGAGCUCGCAAGGUGAACGACCGUCCCGCGACGCUUAAACACACCUCCAUGGUGCGCAGAGAUCUGGGUCCUAUCCGUGUUGUCUAUGGGAAAAAGGCAGUCAACAACCAGUACAGGUUGACAAGUGGGGGACAUGCAGACAAAUAAGCAUUCACACAUUUAUGGACAAUUUAGACUUUUCAUUUCAUUUAAGAUAACAUGUAAUUAGAACCUGAGAGGAACAAAACCCACGCAAGCCCAUGCAGAACACGGUAUAAUCCCACACAAAAAGAUAUGUCAUCUGAAGGGCACGGAGAUGGUCAAAACUGUCAACCUGUGGCCGUGGCGGCUGAAGGAAAACCAGCCGCAAAAGAUGACAAUCAGCAUGCCGUCAAGACGAUAAGCGGCAGCGCUGAGGCCAGCACGACUGCGCAAAACUUGGCUUUGCUGAAAAAGCACUCGCUGGAUGUGAAGUUUGAUGUGGGCGAGGAGUAUGACAUCAUUGAAACCAUCGGCACCGGUGCCUACGGCGUCGUGUCGUCUGCCAGGAGACGGGAUAAUGGCCAGCAGGUGGCGAUAAAGAAGAUCUCCAAUGCCUUCGAAGUGGUGACGAACGCCAAGCGCACUUUGCGGGAGCUGAAAAUUCUCAAGCACUUCAAACACGACAACAUCAUCGCCAUCAAAGACAUUCUGCAGCCCAACCUUCCUCACUCUGCCUUCAAGUCUGUGUAUGUGGUGCUCGACCUCAUGGAGAGCGACCUGCACCAGAUCAUCCACUCGGCACAAGCGCUCACCCCUGAGCACACUCGCUACUUCCUGUACCAGCUCCUCCGCGGCCUUAAGUACGUGCACUCCGCCAACGUCAUCCACCGGGACCUCAAGCCCUCCAACCUGCUGGUGAACGAGAACUGCGAGCUGAAAAUCGGAGACUUCGGCAUGGCCAGGGGUCUGAGCUCUCAGGCCGAGGAAUCGCAUUCCUUCAUGACCGAGUACGUGGCGACGCGAUGGUAUCGCGCUCCGGAGCUGCUCCUGUCCUUGAAUCACUACACUUUGGCCAUUGACAUGUGGUCCGUGGGCUGCAUCUUUGCCGAAAUGUUGGGUCGAAAGCAGCUUUUCCCCGGCAAGCAUUACGUCCACCAGCUCCAGCUCAUUUUGUCCGUGCUGGGAACCCCUCCCAAGGAGCUCAUCGGUGCUAUUCGAGCCGACAGGGUGCGCUCGUACGUCGAAUCUCUUCCGUCCCAAACUGCCGUGCCCUUAGCCAAACUGUACCCCCAAGCGGAGCCGCGCGCCCUGGACCUGCUCGCGUCCAUGCUCCGCUUUGACCCACGCGAGCGAAUCGGCGUGACUCAAGCACUGGAACACCCGUACCUGGCCAAGUACCACGAUCCAGACGACGAGCCAAUCUGCGUGCCGGCCUUCGACUUUGAGUUUGACAAGCUUCCCAUAAGCAGGGAGCAAAUCAAAGAGGAAAUCCUCAUGGAGAUCCAGGACUUUCACAGAAACAAGCGGGGUUUGCGUCAGAGGCUCCAGUUCAGGCCACUGGUGAGGACAAACGGCGCCGCAGCCGCAACACAAAGCAGUCACGUUUCCUUGACGAGCCUGAGUGAGUCCACGCUCAUCAACAGCAAACAGAACCAGCAAGCCUCACAAACGAGCGAGGCAGAGUCCGCGGAGCAACAAAGACCAGCCGAGGUGAACCGGGCGUUCGCAAAUCAAAUGAACGCGUGCGGUAAAGAUGCCCUUAGUUUACCGUGCCUCGCGAAAAGCGAAAGCGGUCCGGUCGACGUGGACAUGCCCAGCGCCAGCUCGGACGGCGGCCAGCCGGAGACCAUCGAUUUGACGACGCCCGAGACCGGUCACGUCGCGGAACCCAUGCGAGGCAGCGAGGGGCGGGAAACAAGGCCUGGGCCCUGCCAAGACCAGAAUCAGCUUCCUUCCUCCGUGACACCUUUAGCCCGAAACGUGCCUUCGCUUUCGCUCUCAGCUGCCCAAGCUCAGUCGCUAUCUCACAGCCUCUCACAGUCGCUGGCCACAAACCAAAGGCCCACCCAAGCUACAUCAGAAGGGCCCAGGAAAGAAGGGACCAUAUCAGAAGACACCAAAGCAGCUCUGAAAGCAGCUUUAUUCCGAAAUAAAGCCAGGGGUGAUGGAGGUGUUCCUGCAAUGGGCGCAGAGGCGUCCAGCGCAGGAGGAGGAACGUCGUCGUCUCUUUCCAAUCCUGAGUCGCGCCGGCCUGUCACAGCGCAGGAGCGCCAGCGAGAGCGCGAGGAGAAGCGGAGGAAGAGGCAGGAACGGGCCAGGGAGCGCGAGAAGAAACUGAAGGAGAAGGAGCGACGAGAGGGGAGGCGCGGGGACUCGCUGGGCGGGGUCCUCCUGAGUGACAACGACAAGAGCCUCUUGCAGCGCUGGACCAAGAUGAUGGACAGCCGCAAUGACAAAUCUCACGCGCAUCAGAGCGAAGGAGGAAAGAAUAAUGUGAAUGUUGUUUUGGGGGACAACGCUGAAGGACCACCUAACAACAAACCCGAAAAGGAAGCGACAAAGUUUCCGUCUCACGAGCAGCUAAUCUCUCAAGUCCGAGCCAGUCAGUCUGGUUUUCCGCAGCCCCCCGGCAAAAACCAGCAAUUACUCUUUGCAAUGAGCCAGAAGAAACAAGCAGAUGUUGUCCUUGCUGUAAGCAGCUCCGUGGACCUGAUGGCAGUCUCUGGUGGCUUUGUUAAGAACAACACGCUCAAACCUCACGACGAGAGCGGCGGCCCGAGCCCCAUCGACUGCUUCGGUAAUUGGAGCGGACAGCAAUUAGAGAGCGGGCCGUCACAACACGCAAAAUCGCACAGGACACCGCCACAGCAGAACUUUCUCACAGCGCAAACUCAAGCCUUGGUCACCUCUCAGACGCAGCUGCUUCCAUUGGAGGCUUUUUUGACCAAAGGCCCGACCACAUUAAGCACCAGCGACGCCAACGGGGAUAUCGGCGCCAACAAUCACCUCAACCACCACCUCACGCCUUCGACCGCUAACGCCAGGCCUGUGGACAAGCUGUGUUCCUCCGUCGAGGAAAAAUCACCGCCACAGUCCGUAAACCCCCUGUGCGGGGUCUUAGGGGUCCCCUCGCAUGCUCAUCACAAUUUGGGCUUCACAGAUACUGGACAGCAAGGCCCCUCUAUCGCCCCCGACAUCCACACAGUAACACUGCAGCUCUCCAAGUCACAGGUCGAGGACGUGUUGCCCCCGGUGUUUUCGGUCACCCCUAAAGGCAGCGGGGCAGGCUACGGCGUGGGCUUCGACCUGGACGAUCUCCUCACCCAGUCGCUCACGGAGCUGCAACACUGUGACCGAGACAGUUACGACUCGGCCCCCCUUUCGGCCUCGCUCUUAUCCGAUUGGAGCGAGGUUCACCGGAUGACGCCGGCUGACCUGGAAUCACUCCAGCAGGAGCUCCAGCUCGGCUCUCCCAUGAUCCUCUCUGAUACCAUCCCACCUGACGCCUGACUGAGUGCCCGUGGUUGAAUGAAUUAAUUUAAAAGUAGUUUUAGUUUUGUGAACUGCAUUAAAGUUUUUUUUAAACACUUGUCUGCUAGACCUAAAAUCAAACACAAAUCACCGUGUCAGCCUGUGAAUGUCAUUAAAUGAUUAAAAUUUCAAGUUUUUUA